Messenger RNA from Magallana angulata, 1552 nucleotides. Its product is annotated as 2-oxoglutarate and iron-dependent oxygenase JMJD4-like. The coding region runs from base 4 to 1410 and encodes 468 amino acids. Gene Ontology annotation, cellular component: cytoplasm; nucleus. Gene Ontology annotation, biological process: protein hydroxylation; negative regulation of gene expression; positive regulation of translational termination. Lineage: Eukaryota; Metazoa; Mollusca; Bivalvia; Ostreida; Ostreidae. The record is from RefSeq and is a predicted model, not a curated record. The transcript has 7 exons. Gene Ontology annotation, molecular function: histone H4R3 demethylase activity; sequence-specific DNA binding.
GCAAUGGCAGCCUCCUUGAUUGUAAACAAUCUUGAAAAAUCUGUCCUAAAUCCAGACAUUAUUGUUAAAAGGAAAGCUGUAAGGAAUUAUACAAAUGUAAAUAUUGACCGGAUAUCGUAUUUAGUUACCAAUAAUUCUUACAGCAACUUCUUUGAGACCUUUUUACUGAGAAAUCAACCUUGCAUUUUAUCAUCUGUGAACACAGAAGCCUGGAAAAGUAGAAAGGACUGGGUGAAUUCAGAUGGAAAACCAAACUUUGAAUUUCUUAGAAAAACAUUUGGAAGUGCAGUUGGGCCUGUUGCAAACUGCAAAAAAGAAAAGUAUUCAGCACAACCGAAGGAAGAUAAAACUUUCGCUGACUUUGUUGACUAUUGGCAAAGUUAUAUAGAGUCUGAUUACCCAGAAAGCAUGGAUAAUCUUUACUUAAAAGACUGGCACUUCACUCGGGAUUUCCCAGACUACACAGCUUAUGAGACUCCUUGCGGCUUUUCGUCAGACUGGUUGAAUGAGUUCUGGGACACAAAAGAUGAUGAUGACUACAGAUUUGUGUAUAUGGGCCCAAAAGGAUCAUGGACACCAUUCCAUGCUGAUGUAUUCAGGUCAUUUAGUUGGUCAGCCAACAUUUGUGGUCGGAAGAAGUGGAUAUUCUAUCCUCCAGGGGAAGAAGAAAAUUUGCGCAACAAGUAUGGUCAUUUGGUGUAUGAUGUAGAUUCUGCUGAAUUACUCGAUGAAAACUUGUAUCCCAACUACAAGAAAGUCAGGUCUAGGAUAGAGGUGAUUCAGGAAGCAGGGGAGAUAAUUUAUGUCCCUAGUGGAUGGCACCACCAAGUCUUCAAUCUUGAAGAUACAAUUUCUAUAAACCAUAACUGGAUGAAUGGCUGUAAUGUUGACAUCUGCUGGCAGUAUGUCAAAGACAACUUGAGCCAGGUUCAGCAAGAGAUUGAAGAUUGUAAAGGAAUGGACGGCUGGGACCAACAGUGUCAGUUAAUCCUGAAGGCCAGUUGUGGAAUCGAUUAUGGUGAAUUUCUUCAGUUUAUGGAAGUCAUUGCCAUUAACAGGAUCAGACUUCUACAAGUUCAUUUAGUGCACAAGUCACGAAAUUUACCUACAGAACAGAAGCAGUCUGGAUCUGAUGAGACCCCGUCUGUUGACAACAUAAAGUGCCUAGCAGAUGAAAAACAAGCAGAUGUUUCAAGUGCUUGCGACUCUUAUACUUCAGUGCUGAAUGAAAGAUUGUAUUCUCCAAUGACAGAGGGGCAGAUAAAUCAUUGUGUGUUUGACCUGUACAGUGUCAAGGAUGUAUUAUGUGAUAUGAUUCGGACUCCAGAAUUUACUUCUUUAAAUGAUUGUGAGAACAAAGCCAAUGAACUUAUAGUAAAAAUAGAAAAAAUAAUAAAUAGCAUUAUCUAAAUAAUAUAUGUUGAAAAUAAUGUUAAUGCUGUAUAUAUAUUUAUUCCAUUCAGAAACGACAACUGCUUAACCUUGUAUAUGGGAGGUGUCAUAUAGGAUGUGCCUUCUUUUGAGUUUAUUUAUAUUAACAUGUAUAAAUCAA